AUGCGGCAGGUCUUUGGAGUUUUGAGAUACAGAUUAGAAACAAUAUUUCAGGAAAGAAAGAGCUACUGCUCCCUAAUGAAAAUAUUUCUAGUUUGUCUGUUGGCCUGUGUUAUCACCACCACAAUAGGAGUGCUGGCCCUGUCUUUCAUCUAUGCAGAAAACAUUGGCUUUCUAAAACAGACAGAUGUUAAAAACUCGGACACAACCCCCCCGAAAGCAGAUGAAAAAGGAGUGGAUAUCAAAUUCCGGUUCCUGAAUCAGCUGGGAAAAUCCAAGGUACAUCGUUUCCCAGGUGGUGAUAUUCAGUGGGCAAGAUUCAGGAAUGAUGUAAAUGAAUAUCAAAGCGUUCAAGAAAUGGAAUUUGGAAAAAGUAUCAAUAACUUUCGCUCUAAAAUGACUUUUGGAACCUUACGAAUCAAGAGCGAAGGGCUUCGAGUUCCCCACUGGCAUUUUAAUGCUAAUGAACAUGGCUACCUGUUAAAGGGUACUGCCUGGAUUGGAGUAAUUGAUGCAGAUGACAGCGUGGUUACCACAUACAAUGUCACAGCUGGCCAAGUGAUCUUCUUCCCUAGAAACACUUUGCAUUGGAUAAAGAAUGUAGGAAAAGAAGAGUGUAUGUUCUUGCUGUUUUUUACAACACAUGAAGAACUUAAGACCUUGGAUGUAGAUGAUGCAUUUUUCUCUACCCCAGAAGAUAUAGCAGCGAGAGCAUUAAAGCCACAGGGUGGAGUUAACUUUAUCAGAACAUUCAAGAAACAAACAGAAGAUCAAGCCAUUAACCUCCCACCAAACUUAAAAGAGCUCGUACAGAAUGCCAGCUAUGUGCAAUCUCCAGAUAGCCUUGUAUGGCGGUACUUCUACGACCUCAAAGGGUCAGCAGAAUACCCUUUUCCGGGAGGAAUCUUCCAGUGGGCUCGCUACCGCAUAAAUGGAACUGGACUGAACAAGACAGAGAAAAUUUUUAGUGAGUCACUGAAUAAGCAUGAAAAUACCCUUACCUUAGCAACUCUCAGAAUAUUCAGCAAUGGACUGGGGCAGCCUCAUUUCCACUUCAAUGCUAAUGAGAUGGGUUACGUCAUUAGUGGCUGUGGAAAGGUUGGGGUUAUUGCAUCUGAUGUCACAGCCAACUUCAACAUUGACAUUGGAGAUGUCAUAUUUUUCCCUGUUGGAAGCCAACAUUAUAUCAAGAGCGUAUGUGAUGAGGAUUUAUUUUUGAUUCUAGCCUACAGUACAGGCAACCAGCUGGAAACUCUUCGUAUGAAUGACUACUUCCAUGCAACAGCAGAUCAUAUCCUUGCUCAGCUUUUUUUCAAGGAACAGAAUGAGUUUAAAAAGAUCCUACAGCCUUCUAAAUAACUGGGCAAAUAACCUAUCUUAGCGUUUAAUCACUCCAAGUAUUUUUCAAAAUUGCCGUAUUUCUAGCAGUACUUCUUGGUACCUUUCCUGCUAUUUAU
Messenger RNA from Struthio camelus australis, 1454 nucleotides. Lineage: Eukaryota; Metazoa; Chordata; Aves; Struthioniformes; Struthionidae. The record is from RefSeq and is a predicted model, not a curated record.